Molecule: messenger RNA, 638 nt
Organism: Sceloporus undulatus (fence lizard)
Lineage: Eukaryota; Metazoa; Chordata; Lepidosauria; Squamata; Phrynosomatidae
Gene: NPPC
Product: natriuretic peptide C
Exons: 3
Coding region: 9-515 (168 amino acids)
Biological process (GO): receptor guanylyl cyclase signaling pathway; cGMP biosynthetic process
Cellular component (GO): extracellular region
Molecular function (GO): hormone receptor binding; hormone activity
Source: RefSeq, a predicted model, not a curated record
GGAGGAGCAUGGCGCUGCUGUGGCCAUUGGUGCUGCUGGCCCUGCUGGCCCUGCUGGCCUUGGAAGGGCAGCCGGCCCCCGCCGCCGCCCCGGAGCCCCCCGAGAAGAGCCUUUCCACCAACCGGGCGGUGGCAGCAGCAGCAGUGGCAGCAUUGGGCCGGGAACUGGAGGAGCUGCUGGGACCCGCGGCUGGAGGAGGAGGAGGAACGACGCGGGGCGGCGGCGGCACUAAAGCGGGAUCGGCGCGGGAUAAAGGCAAAGGGGGAUCCUCAUCCUCAUCAUCAUCGCGCCUGAUGCGGGACCUGCGGACGGAAGCGAAGCGCUCUCGCGGGGGCUGGGGCCGAGGAGGAGGAGGAGGAGGGGAGCCCCACGGAGGAGGAGGAGGAGGAGGCGGACAGGGCAAUAGGCGCCUCAAGGGAUCCGGUAAGAAGGCGGCGGCGGCGGCAGCAGCGGGCAAAGGAUGCUUCGGCCUCAAGCUGGACCGCAUCGGCUCCAUGAGCGGACUGGGAUGCUGAGACCCAGGCGCCACCCAGGGCGACCCCUGGCAGAGGUCUUUGAGUGGACAGUCCUUCUGCAUCCUGUCACCCAUUCCAUGGACAUCCCUGAUGGUCACUUUGAAUGGACUGCCAUUCGCAACC